AUGGCGGAAUCAGACACACCAGUACUCAGCCCUGACAUUGCUGCCCUCGCCCAGCUCAUGAGACAGCAGAUGGAGACCGCCGCCACCCGCGAGCAACACCUGACACAGCUCGUGGAGCGAACUUUGAGGAGCAUUUCUCAACCUCCACCACCGCAACGUCCACCCCCAGCCCCACCGGCACGAGAACAUGUACCUGCGGCGAGACCAGUUUCGGUCGAUCGCCCUAUGUUACUUGCCUCUGCCUCUCUCGCAGAGUUUGCCGCAUGGGAAGGUCUUUGGCGGGACUACGCCCGGUGCCAGCACCUGGAUUCCCAGGACAAUGCCACCAGAGUGGCAACGGUUCGUCAGUGCCUGGACGAGGACCUCCGGAGAUUUCUUUGUGAGGGCACAAUUCCUCUGGCUGACAACCACGACGACGACGAUCUCAUCAAGGCUGUACAGGCAUACAUUCGCGGCCAGCGUAACCCUCUGCUGGACCGGAUCGCCUUCUAUGCCCGCCAACAGCAGCAUGGAGAGUCCUUCGAUCAGUACCUGACUUCCCUCAGGGAGAUCCACAAUUGCUGCGAUUUCAGCGAAGCUGCACUCUGCAAUUUCUGUUCAAGCAGAGUAUGCCGCCAAUGCCAGCAGGGACAGCGUACCAGGUACGACGAGACCAUGCGUGAUCGCCUGGUUACUGGCAUUCUCGACACGGAGACACGCCAUAAGCUCCUUGCCACUACCGAUCUAACGUUGGAGAAGGUCAUUAAAUUGUGUCGAGCGGAGGAGGCAGCCUCUCGGACGAGCAGCAGUAUCCCCGGCACUAGCUCCAUCAAUGCCGCUCGGAAAACAAAUUAUCAGCGGUCAAAACACGGCAAUAACCCGCGACAGCAACAGGCGUCCGCCACGCCAUCGCAAUGUCCGAAUUGUGGUCGCACUCCCCAUGCCAGCAAGUCGCAGUGUCCUGCACAUGGCAAAAAGUGUAGCGGCUGCAAGAUUAUUGGACAUUUCCAAGCGGUGUGCAGAAAAUCCCGCAAACCGGCUGACCAGUCCUCGCAGCGCACGCUGGGACGACUACAGCUCCGCCGCGCUCAGUGUGAUGCAUCCCCUACGGUGCCAGUCGACACGCAAUUGUGCACUGAACCUGACGCUACCUCCCUAGAAUGGAUCCCCGAUACGGGAAGUGACAUUGACGCUAUUGGCGUCGAUCAGUUAGCGCAUCUCGGUGGUUUUGUGGAGAAUCUGGCCACAGACCAUGAUAAUGUGCAUGCUGCCAAUGGUGAACGUCUCGUUUCAGCUGGCAAGAUCUCUGCCACUCUCACCAUCGGCUCGCUCAAGCAUGAUAGCACCAUCCAUGUGUACCGUGGACUGCGUGAACCCCUGUUGUCACGCCAAUCGCUAUACGCCUUAGGCCUCUUACCAGACGGCUGGCCCAAGCAAGUUGCGCGUGUUAGUACCAGCAGCACACCACCUCCAACGGCUCCCGUUGUGACGACCGGUCUCGUGAACACACCUGACCCUAGCAAGCUGGCGCAGAUCCGUGCUGACCUACUGCGAGAGUUCGCAGACGUCUUCGACGACACGACAUUGAAACCCAUGUGUGGCAAGCCAAUGGACAUCAUUCUCGAAGAUGAUGCGAAACCUCACCGAGUCUACACAGCUCGUCCUAUCGCACAUGCCUACCGUGAGCAGGUGAAAACCCAGCUCGACAAUAUGGUUGAGGAAGGCAUCAUCGAGACAGUGUCAGAGCCGUGCGACUGGUGCCACCCCAUUGUUGUAGUCGACAAGAAGAAUUCUAGUGAGAAACGUCUGACUGUGGACCUUCAGUCUCUCAACCGACAAGUGAAGCGUCCCACCCACCCCAUGCAGAACGCACGUGAUGCUCUCUCUGGCAUCGGCACAGCCCGAUGGUUCACCAAGUUUGACGCCCGUCAUGGCUAUUGGCAGGUGCCCCUGUCUGAGUCUGCCAAGUCUCUCACUACGUUCAUCACGCCGUGGGGUAGAUACCGAUUCUGCCGGAAUCCACAAGGUCUUGUGUCCGCCGGCGAUGAGUACAACCGCCGCACCGACGCAGCUUUCGACCGUUUGACCCAUCUUAUCAAGGUGGUGGACGACGGCCUCGUUCACGAUGAGUCAUUCUCGGACCAUGUCGCUCACGUCCGUGCCGUCCUGACCCGUGCACGCGAACACGGAAUUACUCUCAGUCAAAAGAAGUUUGUCUUCGCCGCUGCUGAAGUCGAAUUCUGUGGGUUUCAUGUGUCGUCCAACGGAUAUACCGUGCCAGCUGACAAGACAUCCGCUCUUCAGCACUUCAACCUACCCACCAAUCGUACCGACCUCCGUUCCUUCCUCGGUCUGGUGAAUCAGUGUGGAGAAUUCACCCCACGGAUAUCCGAGCUCGCAGCUCCGCUACGUCCGUUAUUGAAGACCACGAAUGAGUUCGUGUGGGAUGAUGUCCACACCGCGGCUUUCAACGCCACAAAGUCUGAACUGAUAUCGCCGCCGACUCUCUCGUACUACCGUGCUGGUGACGACCUUCGGCUAGAGACCGACGCCUCUGCCCUGAACGGACUUGGGUUGGUGUUAUGGCAACGCCAAGAUAACCAGUGGCGCAUGCUGCAGUGUGGCAGCCGCUUUCUCACCGACGCAGAGACACGUUAUGCCGUCAUAGAACUGGAGUUACUUGCUGUGGGCAAAGAGAAUGCGUUUGCUGAUGCACUGUCCCGUAACCCGGUCGACAAGCCGACCAGUGAGGAAGAAUUCGGUGAAAGCUCAACGCUCUCAGCACCAGCCAUCAGAGCAUGUCUCCGCCAGGACGAGGAUGGCCGAAUUGCAGACCUCCGGCACUGCGAGCUCUUGGACGCUGCCCGUGCCGAUGAUGACUAUCAGGCCCUUCUCCAAGCCGUUCGUGAAGGCUUCCCUGAUGAUCAGCGCGCCGUCCACUCAGCUGUGAAACCGUACUUCACUAUCCGCGAGCAUCUUUCAGUCGACGGUGAUCUUGUCCUGAAAGGCCAACGUGUUGUGGUCCCGCGUACCCUCCGCCCACGUGUGCUCCAGGAUCUUCAUGCCUCCCACCAAGGCCUCAACCGCACACAGCGUCGAGCUCGACAAGUCGUAUACUGGCCACACUUGUCUAAUGACAUCGCCCAAGUCGUUCGCAGUUGCGAACAGUGUCGCUUGCACGCUCCGUCUCAGUGUAAGGAACCGAUGCGUGUCACCACUGACCGCCGUCCCACCCUGCCAUUCCAGUCAACCAGUGCCGACUUAUUUUCCUGUCAAGGCUGGGAAUACCUGGUUUACGUCGACCGCCACACUGGCUGGCCUUGCAUCGCCAAGAUCGGCCGCACUGCAUCUUCUGCCGAUGUGAUCCGUGUGUUCCGUGGCUGGUUCGCCGACGUCGGUGUCCCCAGCAUCCUCACCACUGAUGGUGGUCCGCAAUUUUCAUCACGUCGCUUCGCUGAAUUUUGCACCCGAUGGCAAGUUCAGCACUCCACGUCUUCACCUCAUUAUCCUCAAUCUAAUGGCCAUGCCGAAGCCGCCGUGAAAGCGAUGAAAUCACUUGUGUUGAAGACCACGUCCGACGGUAACUUGGACGUCGAUGAGUUCAGACGCGCAUUGUUAGAAUGGCGCAACACCCCCCGAGAAAAUGGUCAGAGCCCAGCCCAAGCACUGUUUGGUGGACCAUUGUCCUCCUUCGUGACAGCUCAUCAUCUCAGCUUUGCUCCUGAUUGGCAAGCCAAAGCCACCGAUGUUGACAAGCGCUCUGCCGCUCAGUCUGCCACCCAAGAACAGCAUUAUGAUGAGUCUGCCAGAUCACUGUCCCCACUUCGCAUUGGCAUGCGGGUUGACAUCCAAGAUCCGCGCACCAAACUCUGGCGCACCACCGGCGUGGUCGUCGCCAUUGGUCGCAACCGGGACUAUAUGGUGAAGUUACCCAGCGGCCGUGUUUACUGGCGCAACCGUCGCCUUCUCAAGCCUGCCCCUGCCGUAGCCCCUCCCGCUCCGCCUGCAGACACCUCCCCAGCUGAGCCCGCAGCACCGCAGCAGCCUUGUGUGCAGCAGCCUCGUCGUAGCCAACGGUCUCGCCAGGCACCAGAGCGUUUGAACAUUUCGUCCACAGCAUCUAAGUCCUAUGCUUGACUCUACCUACCUGUACCUCACACUCUUGCUACAAGUAGUUGGUAUUGGUAUCACGCUUCAUUAGUGUUUACUUUCUUUUCUCUCACUUCUGUUUUUUCCUUCUCAUUUAUGUGAGAUAAACAGCUCCGAUUUUCCGCUUGUUUAUCUCAGAAGGGGCGUGUGGUGUACCCGUGUACAUCGUACAUAUUUGCACUCUCAUGUUUCUUAUUAUGCUACUGCAUCUCCUUGCAUGGACGUGCGUACAACCUUACAGCAUACUACUCAUACUAUGCGUGCAUGUGUGUACUCCGUGCCCAUAAUCGACAGUGCAUGCCUCUUGUUGCUGUUCAGUCUUUCCUUGGUAGUUUCCUGAAUAGUCGUCCUCUCUCAGUCCUUCGUUGCAUUAUUCUAUUUCAAUAUAACUAAUCAUCACAUAGACUUGAUGAUACCACAGUGCGCACCCGUGAAGAAUUUGUGUAGCCCAUCAAGCAUUACUGGGAUGAACUGUAAAUUCUCUUUUUGGUGCCUACAUUGUGGAGCAGUAUAUAGUGAUUGAACAUAGAAAAUUUGAAGGCAAUCUGCCAAUCCGUUUU
Sycon ciliatum is the source of this 4688-nucleotide messenger RNA. RefSeq lists its product as uncharacterized. The record is from RefSeq and is a predicted model, not a curated record. The transcript has 2 exons. Gene Ontology annotation, biological process: DNA integration. Lineage: Eukaryota; Metazoa; Porifera; Calcarea; Leucosolenida; Sycettidae. The coding region runs from base 1 to 4116 and encodes 1371 amino acids. Gene Ontology annotation, molecular function: nucleic acid binding.